This is a messenger RNA of Dromaius novaehollandiae (emu), 3885 nucleotides long. It is a transcript of the gene NCKIPSD, whose product is annotated as NCK interacting protein with SH3 domain. Gene Ontology annotation, biological process: endocytosis. The transcript is spliced from 13 exons. The coding region runs from base 120 to 2399 and encodes 759 amino acids. Gene Ontology annotation, molecular function: protein binding; Arp2/3 complex binding. The record is from RefSeq and is a predicted model, not a curated record. NCBI's taxonomy places the organism in Eukaryota, Metazoa, Chordata, Aves, Casuariiformes, Dromaiidae.
GUGGCCGCGGGGGGCGGGGGGGCGGCGGCGGCGGGGCCGGGCCGGGCAGUGUCGGCGGUGCGGCGGGGCCGGGGCCGGGGCCGGGGCCGUGCCGGGUCGGCGGUGCCGGCGCCGCCGCCAUGUACCGGGCGCUGUACAGCUUCCGCUCGGCCGAGCCCAACUCGCUGCCGUUCGCCGCCGGCGAGACCUUCCUGCUGCUGGAGCGCAGCAACCAGCACUGGUGGCUCGUCACCCGCGCCGGCUCCGGCGAGACGGGCUACGCGCCGGCCUCCUACCUGCAGCGCCUGCAGGUGCUGGAGCAAGAUGUGGUUCUCCAGUCCAUUGACCGUGCCAUCGAGGCUGUGCACAAUGCAGCCAUGAAGAAUGGGGGCAAGUACAACCUGGAGCAGAGAGACGUCCUGCAAAAACUGAUCCAUCACCGGAAGGAGACCGUGUCCCGCAAGGGUCACUCGCCAACCCCUCAGGGGAUGGUUAUGACCCAGUCCUCCAGCGAUCACCAUCUGGAUGUGGCGCGGCAGCCCAACGGGGUGUGCCGGACGGGAUAUGAGCGACAUCACAGUCUUCCAAACACUGAGUUUGAGGAGGAGGAUGAAGGCCUGUAUCAGAUCCCGCCACAGCCCCGACGUGCUGCUCCCAUCACACCCCCACCUCCAGAGAAACGCAAGAACGCACAGAUUGCUGCACCCAUUAAAAAUGCUGUUGAAAUUAUCCCUGGGUCAGCUUCUAGCGCCUCCUCUAUGAGCACAACAUCGCUGGAUACCUUGUACACCGCUUCUUCCGCGUCAGAGACUGCUCUCCCGACGGCCACGUCCAGUCCUGCCAACACACCUCCCCCUGUCCCCAGCCGGAGCGUUCACACCACCAUAACGCGCAAUUUGGAUGCGGGCUCGGUGGCUCACUCCCGCUAUGGGACUUCCCCAAAAGAGGGGGCCAGCAAAUCUCCACAGACCAAGCGGGCUGCCCCUGCGCCGCCCGCUGAAGGAGGGGUCCAGAGGUCCAGUGCUGCGGAUGGGGAGAAGGAUCCUCAGGUCAAGAAAGCCGCCCCGGCCCCCCCUGCAAGUCUUGACGCUUUCAGUGCCCUCUGCCUUGAUGACAAGAAGGUGGCCGCAGUGGAGCCGGUGGCACCAGAGUCCGCUGGCCUGACGGCGUCCGUGCCGAAGACGAUCGGGGCUGAGCUGAUCGAGCUGGUGCGCAGGAACACCCACCUCAGCUACGAGCUGUCCCGCGUGGCCAUCGGCGUGGUGAUCGGCCACAUCCAGACCUCCAUCCCCGCAACCAGCAACAUCAUGGAGCAGAUCCUCAUCUCUGUGGUGGAGAGCAAGAAUCUGAGCUCUGGGUUGCCCUCGGGGCAGGUCUGCCAUGAUGAGCAGCGGCUGGAAGUGAUCUUCGCAGAUCUGGCCAGGCAUAAGGAUGAUGCUCAGCAGCGCAGCUGGGCACUGUACGAGGAUGAAAAUGUCAUUUGCUGUUACCUGGAGGAGCUGCUUCGCAUCCUGACAGAUGCAGACCCAGAAGUUUGCAAGAAAAUGUGCAAGAAGAAUGAGUUUGAAUCAGUUCUGUCCCUUGUGGCAUAUUAUCAGAUGGAACACAGGGUGCCGUUACGACUGCUACUGUUGAAGUGCUUUGGAGCAAUGUGCAACUUGGAUGCUGCAGUUAUCUCAACACUUGUAAACUCUGUGCUGCCAAUGGAGCUGGCCCGUGACAUGCAGACUCACACACAAGAUCAUCAAAAGAUGUGCUAUUCUGCACUGGUGCUGGCAAUGAUAUUCUCCAUGGGGGAGCCGCUGCCAUAUCAUCACUACGAGCAUCUCAACUCACAGUUUGUGCAGUUCCUGCUGGAUGUCAUUGAGGACGGGCUGCCCUCAGACACCACCGACCAGCUGCCCGACUUAUUUGUCAAUGUCCUUCUGGCCUUCAACCUCCACAUUCCAGUUCCAGAACAUAGUGUGAUCAUGACGACAAUAAGCAAGCACUCCAAUGUCAAGACUUUCACAGAAAAGCUACUGCUGCUGCUGAACAGGGGAGACGAUCCAGUUUGCAUCUUCAAGCAUCAGCCUCAGCCACCACACUCAGUGCUGAAGUUUCUGCAGGACAUCUUUGCCAGCAAGGAUACUGCCAGCAUCUUCUACCACACGGACAUGAUGGUCCUGAUAGACAUCUUGGUGCGGCAGAUCGCUGAUCUCUCCCCUGGAGACAAGCUGAGGAUGGAGUAUCUGUCUCUGAUGCACGCCAUCAUCCGCUCCACGCCGUAUCUGCAGCACCAGCACCGCCUCUCUGACCUGCAGGGCAUCUUGCAGCGCAUCCUAGGAGAGGAGGAGGAGGGGCAGCAGUGCCAGAUGGACAAACUGAUCAUCUUGGAAAUUUAUAAAGAGUUUCCAGAAAUCUCUCCGGGUACCAGCUAACCGCUCCUUGGCUUGGACUGGAGCUUGAACCACUUGGAUCAAAGACGUCUCUUGUUGACACUUUCUCCCCAUUCCCUUCCAGUACAGCUCAUACCUUAUAUUCCUCCGUGCGAGGCCUAAGGUUUGGACAGAGUGUUCAUAGCCCUUUAGAAAUGCCAGCGGCAGGAGGAGCAUGGGGUGCCCCCAGGGCCUGGUGCUCUGGGGACGUUAGCGUGGGCAGAACGGGGUUGGGCGCUAGCUCGAGGCUUGCGUACAAGACUUGGGACAGGAGGGUAUUUAACCAGCUGGUGCUGACAGAAGGGCAGAGAGCUUGUGAGGGACUUGGCAGUCGGGAUGGCUGUGUGCGUUUAGCUGCGCUGGUGUCCUGAGGUCCUGGAGCGAAAGGCCUUUGCCUUAGGGUAUCACUUCUUUUCCAUGUGCAUCUCUCCCUGCAGUGACCAAGUGGAGUCCGCUGGUGCUUGGAAGAAGCUUUCGUAACAUCUGUUUUGUUUUCUGCUGCUAGUGCCAAUGUGCUGCAGCCCUGCCAAGGGAGGUAGCUCGCUCGCUGUCUAACGCCUUGCCUGGUGAGCCUUUCGUGCCCUCCUGGCUCUCAGCUUCGAUUCUAGGUUACAGUCCACCUAGGGUCUUAGGUCUUAUCCCAGCAGCUGCUUUUUUCAAUCUGCUUUCUGUAGUGACGUUUAAAUCUGAAUUUCUCGCACACUCUGGCUGCCUAGAACCAACAUUUGCCUGGGUGAUGCAGCUCUCUUAGGAAGCCUUCGGCCCGGACGUGAUGCAGAGACGUGUCCUGCCACGUGAGAGCUGCAGCUUGCCGCCUCUCUAGCAGCGCUGCCCCGGGGCCCGGAGCAGAGGGGUUGUCUGUGGCAGGGGCUCUGUUUGUAAAGCGUGUGGAUUUCUUGCCUUGAGCUUUGUAGUGGCUCUGCCUCGCUGUCCUUUCUCUCCACGUGGCAGUGCUCAGAGGCAGCCUGAGCCUGGUGUCCAGUAGCUCUGUUGUGACUAUGCACGAGUGUGGGGAACCAUUUAUAUUUCUUCUAGGUUUCUAGCAAACAGGAUUAACCUGUUUCCUUGUUACAGCUACAGUCACAAACUAACGUGGAUCAAUUAGAUAUUCUUGUGCGCAGUCUGGUCACUCCCUGUCCCCAGCUGUUCCUUUGCAGUAUCCUGUGUAGGAGCCAUUGGAAAGUGGAACUGGAAGUACUGGAAAUAGUGGGCAUGGUAUUCUUAGCUUGUGGAAAUGACACCUGAGCUCUGCCCUGCAGGCCUGGGCUCUGGGUGCUGGGGCAGCGAGGCUCAGGAAUGGAGGGGAUUGGCCUGGCAGCCAGGGGGUGAGGAUGCUCCCAGGUCAGCCCAGGAACACCUAAAGCUUAAUAACCACCCUCGUAGAGAAACCUAUUUUUUCCCUGUAAAAAUGUAUGAAUGUCAAAAGGGAUCCUGUAUUUUCUUAAACACUAAGUGUAACAUGCAGAGGAAUAAAAAUGUCUUAAACUGG